AUCGAUAUUGGGAAGCGGGACCUUCGCGAUCUGAAGUUCGUUGCCCCAACUAUCAAGCGGCUCAAGUUGGAGCGCGACAUGUUUGGCUACGAAGACGCCAUAGCUUUGUAUGAUUUUGAGAACUUGGAAGAAGUUCACAUUGUUUGCCCAAGUGAGCGCAUUUUGCAACGCUCCGGUUGCGUCAUCAUGUCAUUUUACCAUGGCCGCUUGGACAGAAAACGCAUUACCUUGGUCGACAAAGCCAAUGAUCACACCACGACUCUGUUUGAAUGGAAUCGGGAAGCUGAAGAACGCUUCGAGCCGCACCGAGAGGAGUGGGAGGUUGGAUUCAAAGGAGACAAACCCUGGUGCUCAACUGCCCACAUCUACUACGCUAUUAUGUACACGUAUAUUAAGACUCCAGAUAGCCGAAGGCUGUGAUUUUUGAAGGAUGUUGAGAAAAAGAACGCAUAGAUCAAGUUCACCUUCAC
Molecule: messenger RNA, 470 nt
Organism: Neurospora hispaniola
Lineage: Eukaryota; Fungi; Ascomycota; Sordariomycetes; Sordariales; Sordariaceae
Exons: 1
Coding region: 79-420 (113 amino acids)
Source: RefSeq, a predicted model, not a curated record